Molecule: messenger RNA, 1503 nt
Organism: Nicotiana tabacum (common tobacco)
Lineage: Eukaryota; Viridiplantae; Streptophyta; Magnoliopsida; Solanales; Solanaceae
Product: receptor-like protein kinase FERONIA
Biological process (GO): protein phosphorylation
Molecular function (GO): transmembrane receptor protein tyrosine kinase activity; ATP binding
Source: RefSeq, a predicted model, not a curated record
GAGUUUUAAUAUCAAACUCAAAAGCAACUUAUUAAACUACCAACUUCCUUCAAUUUCACUUCUCUCUUUGUUUCUCUCUCUAGCUUACCAUCUCUCUAAAACUCAAACCCUAUUCUCUCUCUUCUUUGAUCUGAGCCUGAGCUUCUUCUUCAGCUGACUGCAGCUUAGAAUUCAGUGCUUGUGGGUUUAGUCAACCCAAGAAUGGCUUAAAGUUUGCUUCUUUUUGGAUCUCUCAGUUUCUUGCUGAUUCUUUAGUGACUUUUACUAUUGGCGCGUAUAGCAUCAAUGACAGAAGGCAGUAAAUUCUGUUUUCUCUUGGCUUCCACUUUCCUGUUGUUGGCUGUUGUCGUUAAAGUGACGUUGGCUCAAAAUUCUGCACCUGGUGAUGAUAUUCUGUUGAACUGUGGAGGCCCUGACGGUCUUAAAGAUGCCGAUGGUCGAAAAUGGGGUUCGGAUAUUGGGUCAACAUAUUUGAAGGGUAGUAAGUCGUCAACCUCUGAUGCUGCUGAUCAAAAGCCCUCUGUCCCUCAAGUCCCUUUUAUGUCUGCCCGUGUUUUCGAGUCUGAGUUCACCUAUAGUUUCCCUGUAGCACCUGGUCGUAAGUUUGUCCGUCUGUAUUUUUAUCCCUCGUCUUACAACAAGCUUAAUGCUACCAAUGCCAUUUUCAGUGUGACCGUUGGACCAUAUUCCCUCCUUAGAAACUUCAGUGCAGCACAAACUGCUGAAGCUCUCAACUACGAUUACUUGACAAAGGAGUUUUCAAUCAAUGUGCCAUCUGAAACUUUGAACAUGACUUUCACACCCUCUCCAAAUACUUCAAACUCCUUUGCGUUUGUCAAUGGGAUUGAGAUUAUUUCACAUCGUGACAUCUAUAAUACAGAUGACGGGACUACCUUCAUCGUGGGUCAGACUGCUGCUUUCAUUAUUGACAAUUCUACUGCCCUUGAGAAUGUUUACCGGCUUAAUGUUGGAGGCAAUGUGAUCUCACCAUCAGCUGAUACUGGUAUGUUUAGGUCAUGGAGUGAUGACUCACAGUAUAUUUUUGGAGCAGCCAACGGGGUUACAGAUACUGCAGAUGAUGAGAAUCUCACAGUAAGCUAUCCUGAAGGAACGCCAUCUGACAUUGCCCCGCUUGAUGUCUAUAAGACAGCCAGGUCAAUGGGUCCAACUGCUCAAAUUAACCUGCAAUACAAUUUGACUUGGGUUUUUUCAGUUGAUUCGGGGUUCUCUUAUCUUGUUAGGCUCCAUUUCUGUGAAAUCACUAAGAAUAUCACAAAAAUCAACCAAAGGGUGUUUGUCAUCUACAUGAAUAAUCAGACUGCGGAACCUGCAGCAGAUGUCAUUGCUUGGACUGGAAGCAAUGGGGUUCCUUUCCACAAGGAUUAUGUGGUCUCUGUCAAUUCUGGGGCUCCACAGCAGGAUCUUUGGCUUGCCCUCCAUCCAAACGUUGCUUCAAAAUCCAAUUGGUAUGAUGCAAUUUUGAAUGGAGUAGAGAUUUUUAAA